Microdochium trichocladiopsis is the source of this 2564-nucleotide messenger RNA. RefSeq lists its product as uncharacterized. Gene Ontology annotation, molecular function: DNA-binding transcription factor activity, RNA polymerase II-specific; zinc ion binding. The record is from RefSeq and is a predicted model, not a curated record. NCBI's taxonomy places the organism in Eukaryota, Fungi, Ascomycota, Sordariomycetes, Xylariales, Microdochiaceae. Gene Ontology annotation, biological process: regulation of DNA-templated transcription. The transcript has 2 exons. The coding region runs from base 105 to 2438 and encodes 777 amino acids.
CCCUCAAAGAAAAAAAAACACCAUCAUCAAUUGUGCGCGCCUAGCGGAAAAACGUGUUUUGCUGUCACACGAACCACGCUGGUGUCAUCCUGGAAUAUCCCGUCAUGGGGCGGACUGGCAACUACGACGACGACGCCGACGCGCGGGCGGCGAAGCGGAGGAAGGUCCGGAAGGGGACCCGCAGCUGCUGGGAAUGCCGCAGGCGCAAGAUCCGCUGUACCUACAACGGUGGCGAUGGUUCCCUCUGCGAUGGCUGCCGCGCCCGCAACACCAGCUGUGUGAGCCAGCAGUUUGACGAGGCCGGCUCUCCGGAGUCGGCCGACUCGCCCCUCGCGCAGCGGCUCAGCCGCGUCGAGGACCUGCUUGAGCGGCUUGCCGACCAGGUCUUGGCUGGAGGAAGCGUAGGCGGCGGAGGCGGCCGGAAGCGUGGUGUUGUUGUUAGUGGCGGUGGUGGUGGUGGUCGCGAUGAUGGUGGUGCUGGUAGCGGUCGCAGCACGGCCACCUCGGCCGCCUCGUCGCCCUCGACGGCUGGCCCAAGGGAACCCUCGGUAGAGGCACAAGAGCUGACCUGCACCUCGCUCCUGCACGGCCUGACCCAGAGCGCAGACGAUGCAGUGGCCUCGGUACCCCAGAUACAUUCGGCGGGGGACGGAUCCGGGCCCUCCAAGUAUCGUGACAUCUCCAAGCGGCUUGCCAGCGUGUACCCGCCAGCUGCUGAAUUAGAGUCAGUCAUGAAGGCUCACGGCGGGUCACCGGCCAUAUAUCGCUUCUUCGUUCCCUACGACGGCCGAGAGGAUCAAAGCCUCGAGUCGUUGUUCAAGCCCUCCAAUAUUCUCGGCCCGAGCAGCCACCCGGUCUUACUGGCAAGGCAACUUGCGCAGUUGGCCCAAUUAUACCAGCAGGCAAUGGUGAACCGCCAUGAUGCUCUGCCCAAAGACCAUGCUCUGGCAGCACAUGCAGCCGAGAUGGUGGGUGCUGUGACGCAGCUCGUCACUUCCAACGACGACCUCGUGGGCUCACUCGAGGGUCUAGAGACAAUCUGCCUCAUUGCUCUCUAUCACACAAACUUCGGCAAUCUGCGGAAAGGCUGGCUCGGCUUCCGUAGAGCCAUUACCAUAGCGCAGCUAAUGGGCCUCGAUCGGCCCAGGGACACACCAAUCUACUGCAUCGACAGCAAUAUGGAUCCGUCCGAUAUACCCACGGCUCAAGACACAUGGUUCCAGCUCAACUUCUCCGACAGAUACAACUCGUUAUUGCUAGGGAUGCCUUCUGCAAACGACGAUUCGUGGUUCUCAGGAUCGAUGUCUGGCGACAGCUCAUCUCCAACAGCACAUCUUGAGAGGGUGCAGUGUGUGGUGUCAGGCAAGAUCACCAAGCGCAACCACAACAGGACCAUCAUGACGGCAGAAGAGAUCCGAGCAAUCGAGGCCGACCUUGACGAGGCAGCACGGGGGAUGGGCGUCGAUUGGUGGCGCCAACACGACCGGGCUCCCCCGUCGACCGAUCCGUUCGAACAGAUGAACGUCGUUCGCCAAGGCAUGAUGCAGGUGAAUCAUCACCACUUGCUGAUCCUCCUCCACCUGCCGUACAUGAUCAAGAACGUCAAGGAGGGGCAACACGAGCACAGCAAGGCAGUCUGCUUGAGAUCCUGCCGGGAACUGCUCUCACUGUUCAAGCUGUUCCGUGUAGAGUAUGAGGGCGCCGCAAUCUGCAGACAUACCGACUACACGGCACUGACAGCGUCUCUGACCCUCUUGCUGGGUUACCUCGACCCCAGAAUGAGAUCGAAUGACUGGAGCAUUUCGAAGACCCGCGAUGCGGACAGACAGCUGAUCCGCGACAUUAGAGCCGUCUUCUUCCGAAUGGCAGAACACCGAGGCGACAAGCUGGCGCUCGAGGCCUACAAGGUGAUUGGCCGCCUUGUGCCGCUGGCUGAGAUAGACCAGGCCGGCACGGCAGAGUCAGACAUGGAGCCGGUCACCCUCGACAUCCCAUAUCUCGGCACGAUCAACAUCAAACCGGUGCUCCGGCCAUCGGGGAACCAGCAACCUAGUAGCCGUGGCAAUAAGAAUCGGCUGGUCCCAGUGACACCAGCACCAGCAGCACCUCUUCAGUUAUGCACACCGCCACAAACAGAACUGGUGCAUCAGCAGAUCCCCCAGGCGAGCUCGUGCGCUGGCUCGGUCGUCGACGAAGCGAGCGCCGCCUCCUCCUCCACGUGGAACUUCCUCACCCCGUCGGAAGCACCGAGCGACGACCCCAUGCUGCAGUUCAUUGCGGACGGAGGCUACGAUGCGCUGCCAGACUUCUCGGCCGAGAUGGAGCAGUGGACGUUCCAGGGUGUCGACGCAGCGUUCUUCGAGAACUUUAUGGGCGGCCUGCAGCAGCCCCCCGGGCACCAGGGACCGAUACCGGGAUACGCUACUCUGGCGGGAUAGUCUGACUGAAUGGGAAAUGUCUAUACUUUGGAGUACGAAACUUGUUCACAGCCUGUAAUAGUAAGAUACAUGAGCAGAUACAAGCUGUCUCCCCGCUCCGGCAUCUUUAAGAGAUUUUUGUUUUGU